Molecule: messenger RNA, 1940 nt
Organism: Photinus pyralis (common eastern firefly)
Lineage: Eukaryota; Metazoa; Arthropoda; Insecta; Coleoptera; Lampyridae
Product: protein FAM98B
Exons: 6
Coding region: 32-1795 (587 amino acids)
Cellular component (GO): tRNA-splicing ligase complex
Source: RefSeq, a predicted model, not a curated record
CCCCUCUCGAAAUAGCAAUUGCAGUGAUGAAAUGGACCCCAAUCAGCGGUCCGAACUCUUAAAGUCAAUCAAAAACGUCGGUUACGAUGAAGCUCUCCUGUCCGAAAAUCAAUUGUCGACCGCCCUAGAUGAAGGCCCCAAGAGUGUCGAGUACACAAAAUUGGUCAGUUUUCUCGCGAACGAGCUGCGAGAAAUAUGCAACUUGGACGAGCACAUCAACACGAUCGCAACCCCCGAAGACUCGAGCACGUUCAUCAUGGAAACGAGCUCCUUUCUGCACGAGCUGAGCUGCCCCUACGAGCGUCUCGUGCAGGGACCCGUCUCGGACCGUCUAAACACGCCAGAAGAUCGACACCUGCUCGUCAGGUAUUUAACUUCGGAACUGAUGGCCGCUCGAAUCUUACGCGAAAAUCAACCGGGGAAGCGACUGGACUUGAAAUUGAAAGAGUCAGAACAGGCGAGCGAUUUACGAAAAAUCCUGCAAAUCUUGGGCUACCCUCAACCGCCGAAGAAUAUAACGAUGCAACUUUUGCUUAAGAAACUCGUACCCAGCAUACAGAAUUUGAUCGCGAAAGCACCGAAAGAUCUGAUCGGCAGUCCGAUUUUUAGCGGUACGUUGUCCGAGGAGCAGUGGGAAACGCUCGAAACGGUCAAUCGAGAUUUGCACGACGAAUAUUUUAUACGAAGGGAGAUGCUGUUGAAACGGCUCGAUUGUACCAUACAGUCGUUUCAGUGGUCGGGGAAGACGAAAGGAAAGGACGGCAAAUUUGAACGAGACUACGGCGAGAAACGCAAACCGCUGACCCCCGAACCCGAGAUCGGCAUCGCCGAUUUGCUUGCGGCGCGCGACGACGUCGCCAUCAUCGAGAAGACCAGCAACGCGGCGGUACGCAAGCACACCAAAUCGUCCAUAAAUCGAGUCAUCAUAGGCGCUGUGCCCGAUCGCGGCGGCCGAACGUCAGAGCAGGCGCCUCCUCCUCCCGAAAUGCCACCGUGGCAGCAGCGCAACGCGGGUCCCAUGGGCGGAGGCGGCCGCGGAGGAGCUGGCAAUUUCUCGAGAGGAGGCGGCGGCAGUAAUUUCUCACAAGGAGGUGGUUUUAAUAGUUCGAAUUCCAGGGGCGGCGGUGCCGGUAACUUUUCGCAAGGGAAUUACGCCGGCAACCGAAGCUCGUUUGACAGUGCGGGAAGCUACGGUUACUCUCAGGGCGACAAUUCGCGAGGUGGCGGCGUAAGUAGUUAUUCGCGGGGAAGUUAUUCGAACAAUCGAGGGUCGUUCGAUAGCGCGGGAAGCUACGGAGAUACUUCGCGCGGUAGUAAUUAUUCGGGAGGUUUUUCGAGAGAUAACAAUGGCGGAUUAGGUGGGAAAUCGAUUGACAGUUAUUCGCGAGACAGUAACAGCGGAUAUUCUCGAGGAGGCGGAUAUUCUCAAAGUGGCAACAGCGGGUAUGGCAGAGACAGCAAUAGCGGUUAUUCGCGAGAUAGUGGAUAUUCUCAAGAUAAUAGCGGAUAUUCUCGAGAUAGCAACAGCGGAUAUUCCCGAGACAGCGGUGGAUAUUCGCAAGGGGGAUACUCGAAGGGUUUCGAUAGCGCCGGUAGUUACGGCGGUCAAUCGUAUCAGGAGCCGAAACGGGCGAAAACUUUCGAUCAAUUUCAGCAGAGUAAGAGCACGUAUGCCGACCAGUACGUCCAGGAGAGCCAACACAAUAUGCAGUAUCAAUCGAGAGAUCGCGAUAAUAGGGGCAGGGGGCGGGGAGGUAGGUCGAAUUAUAAUCGUGGAGGUGGAUCCUACCGGUAAAUUGACUAAUUUAUUAGUGUACCAUUUACCAUGAGAUCCCGUUUUUAAUCUGGCUAUAGUCUUAAUCAUAACAAUCGCGAUUUUAAUUUAUAUGAUUUUUGUAUAUUGUGUAUGCAUGUUAUUUAAUAAAAUUAACAAUACUUGA